Molecule: messenger RNA, 870 nt
Organism: Cyprinodon variegatus (sheepshead minnow)
Lineage: Eukaryota; Metazoa; Chordata; Actinopteri; Cyprinodontiformes; Cyprinodontidae
Gene: rce1
Product: Ras converting CAAX endopeptidase 1
Exons: 7
Coding region: 124-870 (248 amino acids)
Biological process (GO): CAAX-box protein processing
Cellular component (GO): endoplasmic reticulum membrane
Molecular function (GO): metalloendopeptidase activity
Source: RefSeq, a predicted model, not a curated record
UGACGCAGUCAGGAAGCGCCGCUCGGCAGCAGGUAGAGCAGAGGUAGGACCGGUUCUCCUGCUGAUGUCUGUCCGCGUCCGAUGGUCCAGCGGUCAGCUCCUUCUUCAGCUCAGUGAGCCAUCAUGGCGGAGGAGGGCGGCGGUCUGACGGGGCGGCUGGAGGCGGCUGGAGGCGGCCUGUGCUGGCUGUCGGUGCUGUCCUGCCUGCUGCUCGCCUGCUCCUAUGUUGGCAGCCUGUAUGUGUGGAGGAGCGACCUGCCCAGGGAUCAUCCUGCGGUGAUAAAGAGGCGCUUCACCAGCGUCCUGAUCGUGUCGGGCCUCUCGCCUCUGUUUGUCUGGUGCUGGAGAGAAUUCACAGCCGUCAGGACUGCAGCGCCGCUGUUUUCUCUCCUGGGGAUCCGGCUGGAAGGUUUCAUCCCUGCCAUCGUCCUUCCUCUGCUGCUCACCAUGGUCCUGUUUCUCGGCCCGCUCAUGCAGCUCGCCAUGGACUGUCCCUGGAGCUUGAUGGACGGGAUCGGCGUGGCGCUCGACCCCUGCUUCUGGACGCUGUGCUUCAGCGACAUGCGCUGGCUGAGGAACCAGGUGGUGGCGCCGCUGACGGAGGAGCUGGUGUUCAGAGCCUGCAUGCUGCCCAUGCUGGUGCCGUGCGCCGGCCCCUUGACCGCCAUCUUCACCUGCCCCCUGUUCUUUGGAGUCGCUCACUUCCACCACGUCAUCGAGCUGCUGCGGUUCAGGCAGGCCACGCUGUCGGGGAUCCUCCUCUCUGCAGUCUUUCAGUUCUCCUACACGGCGGUUUUUGGAGCUUACACAGCCUUCAUCUUCAUCAGAACCGGUGAGCUUUCUGUUAUUUUACGCUUCUUCCUGAAUUAA